Xiphias gladius (swordfish) is the source of this 8149-nucleotide messenger RNA. RefSeq names its product calcium channel, voltage-dependent, P/Q type, alpha 1A subunit, a (gene cacna1aa). Gene Ontology annotation, molecular function: high voltage-gated calcium channel activity. Bases 1 to 7587 code for a protein of 2528 amino acids. The transcript has 51 exons. Gene Ontology annotation, biological process: calcium ion import across plasma membrane; chemical synaptic transmission. NCBI's taxonomy places the organism in Eukaryota, Metazoa, Chordata, Actinopteri, Istiophoriformes, Xiphiidae. Gene Ontology annotation, cellular component: membrane; neuronal cell body; voltage-gated calcium channel complex. The record is from RefSeq and is a predicted model, not a curated record.
AUGGCGCGGUUCGGAGACGAGGUACCGGGCAGGUAUGGCGGAGGGCCUGGCGGAGGGGGCCCAGGCGGCCGCGGUGGUAACAGGCAAGGAGGACCCCACGGACACGGUCAUGCUCAUGGCCACGGGCAUGGCCACGGCCAUGGCCACGGUCCACCCGGAGGGCCCGGGGCCCAGAGAAUGUACAAGCAGUCUAUGGCGCAGAGAGCCCGGACUAUGGCCCUCUAUAAUCCCAUUCCCGUGCGCCAGAACUGUUUCACUGUCAACCGCUCGCUGUUCAUUUUCAGUGAGGAUAACUUCGUGAGAAAAUACGCCAAAAAGAUCACCGAAUGGCCUCCAUUUGAGUGGAUGAUUCUAGCCACCAUCAUUGCCAACUGCAUUGUCCUGGCUCUGGAACAACAUUUGCCCGAUGGGGACAAGACACCACUGUCUGAACGCCUGGAUGAUACAGAGCCGUACUUCAUAGGGAUCUUUUGUUUUGAGUCUGGAAUAAAGAUCCUGGCACUUGGUUUCGCCUUCCACAAGAACUCCUACCUGAGGAAUGGAUGGAACGUCAUGGACUUUGUGGUGGUGCUCACAGGGAUCCUGUCCACUGUGGGUUCAGAUUUCGACUUGCGAACACUCAGGGCUGUGCGAGUAUUGAGGCCCCUCAAACUGGUGUCCGGUAUUCCCAGCUUACAGGUGGUGCUCAAAUCCAUCAUGAAGGCCAUGAUUCCUCUGCUGCAAAUUGGCCUGCUGCUUUUCUUUGCCAUCCUCAUGUUCGCCAUCAUUGGCCUGGAGUUCUACAUGGGCAAAUUCCACACAACCUGCUUCGACAAUCACACAGGUGAGAUCCGAGAAGAAUUUCCAUGUGGGACAGAGCCUCCAUCGCGGCUGUGUCCAGAGGGCACCACGUGUCGACAAUACUGGCUCGGCCCAAACUAUGGCAUCACCCAGUUUGACAACAUCCUGUUUGCUAUUCUCACCGUCUUCCAGUGUAUCACCAUGGAGGGCUGGACUGACCUGCUUUAUUAUAGCAACGAUGCCUCAGGGAGUGCAUGGAACUGGAUGUACUUCAUCCCCCUCAUCAUCAUUGGCUCCUUCUUCAUGCUCAACCUGGUGCUGGGCGUGUUGUCAGGGGAGUUUGCCAAAGAGAGAGAGCGUGUUGAGAACAGGAGUGAGUUCCUGAAACUCAGAAGACAGCAGCAGAUUGAAAGGGAACUUAAUGGUUACCUGGAAUGGAUCUGCAAAGCUGAAGAGGUUAUCUUGGCGGAUGAUGAAAAUGAAAAUGAUUAUGAUGGGUCUCGUAGGAGAGCCACAAAGAACCAUAAGAGCAAAGCUGAGCUUCUAAACCCAGAGGAAGGAGAGGGAGAUCUGGCAGUAGGUUCACCGUUUGCCCGUGCCAGUUUGAAGAGCUCCAAGCUCGAAGGAUCAACUUUCAAGCGGCGGGAGCGGCGCCUGCGCUUCUUUAUCCGGCACAUUGUGAAGUCCCAGGCCUUCUACUGGACCGUACUGUGUUUGGUGGGCCUCAACACGCUGUGCGUGGCGGUAGUGCACUACGACCAGCCAGAACCACUUUCUGAUUUUCUGUACUUUGCUGAAUUCAUCUUCCUGGGGAUAUUCUUGACAGAGAUGUUUAUAAAGAUGUAUGGCCUGGGCAGGCAGGCCUACCUUAACUCCUCCUUCAACUGCUUCGACUGCAUUGUGAUAUGCGGUAGUAUAUUUGAAGUACUGUGGUCAAUCAUCCAGCCGGGCACGUCGUUUGGCAUCAGUGUGCUACGAGCUCUCAGGUUAUUGAGGAUUUUCAAAGUCACCAAGUACUGGGCAUCUUUGCGUAACCUCGUUGUCUCUCUGCUCAACUCCAUGAAGUCUAUCAUCAGCUUGCUCUUCCUGCUCUUCCUCUUCAUAGUUGUCUUUGCCCUGCUGGGCAUGCAGCUCUUCGGAGGACAGUUUAAUUUUGAAAAUGGCACUCCUCCAACCAACUUCGAUACCUUCCCCGCAGCAAUAAUGACAGUGUUCCAGAUCCUGACCGGAGAGGACUGGAACAUGGUGAUGUACGAUGGCAUCAAGUCUCAGGGCGGAGUCAACAAGGGCAUGGCCUUCUCUGUCUUCUUCAUUGUACUCACACUUUUUGGCAACUACACUCUGCUGAAUGUGUUCUUGGCCAUCGCUGUGGACAAUUUGGCAAACGCGCAGGAACUCACCAAGGAUGAACAGGAGGAAGAGGAGGCUGCCAGUCAGAAGAUCGCCCUGCAGAAAGCCAAGGAGGUGGCUGAAGUCAGCCCACUGUCUGCUGCCAACCUCUCCAUUGCAGCCAACAAAGUACACAGUGAGUGUCACAACGCUACCGACCCCUUUCUGGACUGUAAGGAGCAGCAGAAGAACCACAACAAGGGAAUCAGUAAGUCAGUGUGGGAGCAACGCACCAAGGAGCUGAGGAAGCAGACUCUGGCAUCCAGCCGUGAGGCCCUCUAUAACGAGCUGGACCCUGACGACCGCUGGAAGGCAAGGACAGGGAGGGAGGAGCACAACAAUGUGAACUAUUCACGGCACAUCCGUCCAGACAUGAAGACCCACCUGGAUCGACCCUUGGUGGUUGACCCCCAUGAGAACCGCAACAACAACACCAACAAGACCACUGCCAACAAUACAGACCUCUGCUUCAGCCAGCACCAUCCCACUGACGAGCUCCACAGGCAAACACGCCUCCACGAACAUGGUGGGCAAGUAGGAGGCGGUGGCGGAGGAGGCUCUGGUCCAGUCAGGCCUCCCUUGGAGCGUGGGGAGUCCACAGAGAGCAAGCGAAGCCAUAAAGGUGAGCACCACCACCACACCUCUCACGUCCGAUUGGAUGCUACAGUUAUUCCCGGGCCAGGCUCGGAGGAGAGGCCGUCCAGGCGCCAUCACCACACCCGGAGUGGCAGUCGAGGGGGAGGGCAGUCAGAACACAGGAGGCCCAGGUCACAUCGAAAGAAUGCAGAAGACGGUGAGGAUGGCAGUGGAGGAGCUGGAAAAACAGGGAGACACAAGAGCAAAGGGGUGGACGGAAGUGGAGAAGGAGGAGAACAGGAGGGAGCUGGUGAUGGCAGCGAGAGGAGGCCAAGAAGAAAUCGCCAUGGCAACCAAAUGGAGGGCGAGGGGAAGAGGAUGUGCCAGCACAGAAGGAAGGAUUGCAGUGUCCCUAACCUCUCUACCACACGGCCCAUCCAAAAAAGCCUCUCUAGGCAAGACAGCCAGUACAGCGAGGAUAUGGACAACCUCAUGAAUACCAAACUGGUGUCUGGCUCUACCCCACCUAGGGAGGGUCACCCUAAUCCAGUUGCCAGCCACACUGUAGCCCCUGGCUUCGGAUCGGCCCUCCAUCUUGCCAACAGCUGCACCCGUGGGAGUUUGGUCACAUUAGAUAGCUAUGGGAACAUCGGACAUCACCGUGCCAACAGUGUCAUCCGGCUGCCCCACCCUGACUACACAACAAUAGACAUGCCAGUUUUUCCAUCCUCCAAUGCCAUCUUGCAGGUCAAUAAGAAUGCCAACACUGAGCCUUUGCCCACGAAGGAGGAUAAGGACGACGACGACGACGAGAAGGGAGGUGAAGGAGGUCCGAGGCCCAUGCCUCCCUUCAGCUCCAUGUUCAUCCUGUCCACCACCAACCCGUUUCGACGGGCGUGUCACUACAUCUGCACCCUGCGUUAUUUUGAGAUGUGUAUCCUGCUGGUUAUUGCCAUGAGCAGCAUUGCCCUGGCUGCUGAAGAUCCCGUCUGGCCCGAAUCCCCUCGCAACAAUGUUCUACGCUAUUUUGACUAUGUCUUCACAGGAGUGUUCACAUUUGAGAUGCUGAUAAAGAUGGUGGAUCUGGGGUUGGUCUUGCACCAGGGCUCUUAUUUCCGGGACUUGUGGAACAUCCUUGACUUUAUAGUGGUUAGUGGUGCUCUGGUGGCCUUCGCCUUCACCGGCGGCGGGGGGAGCAGUAAGGGGAAAGAUAUCAGCACUAUCAAGUCCUUGAGGGUACUGAGAGUGUUACGACCUCUGAAGACUAUCAAACGUCUACCCAAACUCAAGGCUGUGUUUGACUGUGUGGUGAACUCUCUGAAGAAUGUGCUCAACAUCCUGAUUGUCUACUUACUCUUCAUGUUCAUCUUUGCUGUGGUGGCUGUGCAGCUCUUCAAGGGACGCUUCUUUUACUGCACUGAUGAAUCCAAAGAGUUUGAGCGCGACUGCAGGGGCGAGUAUCUGGUGUAUGAACGUGAUAACGAAGUGAAGGCGCAGAAGCGGGAGUGGAAGAAGUACGAUUUCCACUACGACAAUGUGGCUUGGGCCCUUCUCACCCUCUUCACCGUGUCUACUGGAGAGGGGUGGCCGCAGGUGCUGAAGCAUUCAGUGGAUGCGACUUAUGAGAACCAGGGCCCAAGCCCGGGAUACCGGAUGGAGAUGUCCAUCUUUUACGUGGUGUACUUCGUGGUCUUCCCCUUCUUCUUCGUCAACAUCUUCGUGGCUCUCAUCAUCAUCACCUUCCAAGAGCAGGGGGACAAGAUGAUGGAGGACUACAGUUUAGAAAAGAACGAGAGAGCCUGUAUAGACUUUGCCAUCAAUGCCAAGCCUCUGACACGCCACAUGCCCCAGAACAAGCUGAGCUUUCAAUACCGAAUGUGGGAGUUUGUGGUGUCGCCGCCAUUUGAGUAUACUAUCAUGGCAAUGAUCGCGCUCAACACGGUUGUGCUGAUGAUGAAGUAUGACGGAGCUUCUGAUACCUAUGAAGCUGUGUUAGGCAACCUGAACAUAGUGUUUACCUCCCUCUUCUCCAUGGAGUGUGUACUCAAGAUCAUCGCCUUUGGAGCACUGAAUUAUUUCAAAGAUGCCUGGAAUAUUUUUGACUGUGUGACAGUUCUGGGCAGCAUCACUGACAUUCUGGUUACCGAGCUUGGGAUGAAUAAUUUCAUCAACCUAAGUUUCCUGAGGCUGUUCAGGGCAGCUCGUCUCAUCAAGCUGCUGAGGCAGGGAGAAACCAUCCGCAUCUUGCUUUGGACCUUCGUUCAGUCCUUCAAGGCACUGCCUUAUGUCUGCCUUCUCAUUGCCAUGCUGUUCUUCAUCUACGCCAUCAUUGGGAUGCAGCUGUUUGGGAAUAUUGCUAUUGAAGAAGACGGAGAGAGUGCCAUCAACCAGCACAACAACUUCAGGACCUUCAUACAGGCUCUCAUGCUUCUGUUCAGGAGCGCAACAGGGGAGGCGUGGCACGAGAUCAUGCUGUCAUGUCUGGGGGGUAAGGAGUGUGACCCCCUGUCAGGGAAUACAGAGCCAGAGUGUGGCAGCCAGGUUGCCUACCUCUACUUUGUCUCCUUCAUCUUCUUCUGCUCAUUCUUGAUGCUGAAUCUGUUUGUAGCCGUCAUCAUGGACAACUUUGAGUACCUGACUCGGGAUUCAUCCAUACUGGGACCUCACCACCUGGAUGAGUAUGUCAGGAUAUGGGCCGAGUAUGAUCCUGCUGCCUGCGGGCGCAUUCAUUAUAAGGACAUGUACAGUUUAUUACGAGUUAUCGACCCGCCUCUCGGCUUAGGCAAGAAAUGCCCCCAUAGGGUGGCCUGCAAGAGACUGCUCCGCAUGGAUCUCCCUGUGGCCGAUGACAACACGGUCCACUUCAACUCCACUCUCAUGGCCUUGAUCCGCACAGCGCUGGACAUCAAAAUCGCCAAGGGUGGUAUUGACAAGCACCAGAUGGAUGCAGAGCUGAGGAAAGAGAUGAUGGCGAUCUGGCCCAACCUCUCCCAAAAGACUCUGGAUUUGCUGGUUACACCGCACAAGUCAGCGACAGACUUGACAGUGGGGAAAAUCUACGCUGCCAUGAUGAUCAUGGAGUACUACCGCCAGAGCAAGAUCAAGCGUUCACAGGCUCUUCGCGACGAGCAGAAUCGAACGCCAUUACUGUUUCAGCGCGUGGAGCCACCUUCCCCCACCCAGGAUGGGGGUCCGGUACUUAACAACACGCUCCCUCCACCUGAGACAACAGAGACUGUCAACAGCCUGCCAGUGGAGGGGGGGAUCCCGGAGAGCCAUUCAUGGGUGACAGCUCGUGCUCAGGAGAUGUCCCAGAAAGUUGGCAGCUGGAGCCCUGAGGGACACCCUGAGGAUGGCCUGGGAAGCGUGACCAACUCUCAGACGGUAGAGAUGAGAGAGAUGGGGCAGGAUGGUUACUCGGAUACCGAGCACUUUCCACCAAUGGAAGGCCAUGGCAGGGCCGCUUCCAUGCCCCGCCUCCCAGGCGACAACCAACAGCGGAGGAGAGGGAAACAACGUGGCAGUAACCUCAGUACCAUCAAUGACAGCAGUCCCAUGAAACGCUCGGCCUCGUCGCUGGGCCACAGCAGGACUGGGCGCGGCCACAGAGACAAAGGAGGGGCAGACGACUACAACAUGGAGCGUGUAAUACCCGAGGAGGGGAAAUCUUCCAGACAUGGACACCGACGGAAAGACCGGAGUCAUCGGGCAUCUGAGAGGUCCCUCUGUCGUUACACGGAGGCUGACACAGACCUGAGCACAACCACCCAGUCAGGCGACCUCACGUCCAAGGACAAGGAUCGUGACAGAGAUCGCGGCCGUUCCAAAGACCGUAAACACCACCACCAUCAUCACCACCACCAUGGCUCUGUGGACAAGGAGCGCUUCGUGGCGGAGCGAGGAGGCGAGUACGGACACAGGCACUCCCGCGAGAGAGAGCACGACCGGGAGAGGGAGAGAGAGAGGGACCGACGCUGGUCGCGAUCGCCCAGCGAGGGUCGUGAGUGCGUGACACACAGACAGGGCAGUAGUUCAGUCAGCGGAAGUCCUGUCCCCUCAACUUCGGGGACCAGUACACCACGUCGAGGCCGUCGACAGUUGCCUCAGACCCCUGCAACACCCCGGCCCCAUGUUACCUACUCCCCUGUGGUCCGUAAGGCCAUGCCCACACCACCUGGGGGGCCACAGGGCAGACCCCCAGCCCCAGCCCCUCGCCGCUUUUCUCCUGAGCCUCCCCAAAGCCAGGGCCCUCCCCCUGCUGGCCUCCCAUUGGCCCACCAUGGCACUGCCCGCCAGGGUCAUCAUCCCCCACUUCGUUGGGGAGACACAGGUGGAGGAGGCGGCUCCAUGGAAGGGGAUGGCUGCUUCUUCACCCAGGACUACCAGGACUAUGAGCCCCACCAUGAACCACCUGCCUAUGAGCAGAGCCCCAUACAGGGUAGCAACCCCCACCCACAUGCCCUGGCUAACCACCCACUGCCACCUCCCCCACAACCACAGCCACAUAACCCCCAUCCCCUCCCUCCACCCCAGCCACACCCUGUAAACAACCCCCACCCUCAUCCCCUGCCCCACCCACAGCCCAGUCGCACCUCACCUAGGACUGCCCGCCAUGCGCACCCUCCCACCACUGCCCUGACUGGGCCUGUGCAGGGCCAGGUGCAGCCUGCUGCCCAGCGUCGCCUACCCAAUGGCUACCGCUCCUCGUCACCUUCCACACAUCUCCAUGGACCCCCACAUACUGGGCCUCACAAGGUCCCCCCUCCUGCUGGGCAUCCCAGGGGGCCCCGCAAGGGCCUGCAUGAACCCUACAGCGAGACGGAGGAUGACGACUGGUGCUAGCCUCUGGGGAUGGGGUAGGGGCAUAAAUAGGAAAAAUAACCGAUAGGUGGACCGAAAGAUGAAGAUGGGAAGCUCUCAGCUAGAGCACUGACUGCCAAGGGAAAACCACAACUUUUUCUUUCUUGUCUAUUCAAUUUUUCCUCUCCUCCACUGCUUGGCAUGUCCCAGGGAUGGUGGGCUAGAUGAAGGGAUGGGUGUCAGGAUGAAGGGACGGAACAAGAAUGCAGAGGCAGGAUCUGGAGAAACAAGUGGUGUAAGAGGAGGUCGCAAACCACCUCCAUGUUCCGCUUGUGCUGUUGUUGCAUUCAUCUCUUGAUGCCAAAUGAGACCAAGCUCAAACUGCAGUUUUUAAGGAUGCAAGCAGGAGGGGUGAUGGACACUAGUUUUUGUGUGUCUUAUUAUGCCUCUGGCAAUGAGCUACAGCCACUUACAAGAUGUCAAGAGUUGCGACUCGACAAAAGACACUUUACAGUCAGAGACAAAAGAACGACCACUAUUUUUUUUCUUUUUUCUUUUUUUUUUUUUGCUUUUCAAAGCUAACUUCAGUUAAGUUAGCCACAGA